UAGCAUCAUGUGCUAGCUGCUCUCCCAGACUUCCAGCUCCGUCUCCCUCGCUCGCGGUAGCAUUCUGGGGCUGGAGGCAGGAAUGCGAAGAUGGCUGCAGACUUGGGAGAGCUGCUGGUCCCGUACAUGCCCACCAUCCGAGUCCCCAGGACCGGGGACCGGGUUUUCAAGAGCGAGUGCGCCUUCUCCUACGACUCCCCAGAGUCUGAAGGAGGCCUGUACGUGUGCAUGAACACGUUUCUGGGCUUUGGCAGGGAACACGUCGAGAGGCAUUAUCGCAAAACCGGGCAGUGUGUGUACAUGCAUCUGAAGCGCACGAUCAAAGAGAAAGACCCAGGAGCCUCGGGAGGCGCGGUGCCACGGAGACAGAACGGGAAAGUGUUUUUAGAGGACGUAGACCUCAGCUGCGAUUUUAACGGAGACGAUUACGAAUACGAGGACGAGGCCAAACUUGUCAUAUUCCCAGACCACUUCGAGAUCCCUUUGCCCAAUAUUGAGGAGCUGCCAGCGCUGGUGACGAUAGCCUGUGACGCUGUGCUCAGCUCCCCGUCGCCGUACAGGAAACAGGAACCGGACUCCUGGGAGGACGAGAUCCAGGUGUCCAGGCACGCCAGGAACCUCAAGCAGCUGGACAACAGCGUCCGGAUCCCCCCCAGCGGCUGGAAGUGCGCCAGGUGUGAGCUGCGCGAGAACCUGUGGCUCAACCUCACGGAUGGAGCGGUGCACUGUGGGAGGUGGUUCUUCGAUGGCAGCGGGGGCAACGGCCACGCGCUGGAGCACUACCGCGAAACCCACUACCCGCUGGCCGUCAAGCUGGGCACCCUCACCCCCGACGGCGGAGAUGUGUAUUCAUUCGAUGAGGAGGAGGCUGUACUGGACCCAUACUUAGCAGAACAUUUAGCUCACUUUGGAAUAGACAUGCUUCAGAUGCAAAAGACGGAGAACGGCCUCCCGGACAGCAAGGCGAAACCGCGGAUCAGCGAGUGGGAAGUGAUCCAGGAGUCGGGCUUGAAGCUGAAGCCCGUGUAUGGGUCUGGCUACACGGGCAUCAAGAACUUGGGCAGCAGCUGCUACCUGAGCACCACCAUGCAGGUCCUCUUCAGCAUCCCAGAGUUCCAGAGGGCGUUUGUGGGAAACAUUCAGAGGAUAUUUGACUACUCGCCCCUGGAUCCCACGCAGGAUUUCAGCACACAGAUGGCCAAGCUGGGACACGGUCUCCUGUCAGGCCAGUACUCCAAGCCUCCAGUGAAAUCUGAGCUGAUUGAACAGGUGAUGAAGGAAGAGCGCAAGGUAUUCGUCUGGCCCCAGCAGCGAGGGAUCUCCCCCAGGAUGUUCAAAGCCCUGGUCAGCAGGGGCCACGUGGAGUUCUCCUCCAGCAGGCAGCAGGACGCCCAGGAGUUCUUCCUGCACGUGAUCAACCAAGUGGAGAGGAACAGCGAGGGCUCGGAGAAUCCCAGCGACGUCUUCCGGUUCCUGGUGGAGGAGAGGGUCCAGUGCUGCCAGACCCGCAAGGUCCGCUACACGCAGAGGGUGGACUACCUCAUGCAGCUGCCUGCCCCCCUGGAGGCCGCCACCAACAAGGAGGAGCUGAUCAGCUACGAGUCCAGGCGGCAGGAGGCGGAGGAGGGCCGGAGGCCCCCCCCAGAGCGGGUGCGAGCCAGGAUCCCCUUCAGCGCCUGUCUGCAGGCCUUCACGGAGCCAGAGAACGUCGCCGACUUCUGGAGCUCAGCCCUGCAGGCCAAGUCCGCGGGAAUCAAGACGUCCCGCUUCGCGUCCUUCCCCCUGUACCUGGUCGUACAGAUUAAGAAAUUCACUUUUGGGGUGGACUGGGUGCCUAAAAAAGUAGACCUGUCCAUCGACGUGCCGGACCUGCUGGACAUCUCGCACCUCCGUGCCGCUGGCCUGCGGCCGGGGGAGGAGGAGCUGCCCGACCUGGCGCCGCCCAUCGUCAUUCCUGACGACCCCAGAGAUCACUCCAUGAGCCAUCUCAUGGACUCUCCGGAGAUCGACGAGUCCUCGGUGAUGCAGCUGGCAGAGAUGGGCUUCCCUCUGGAGGCCUGCCGGAAAGCGGUUUACUACACAGGAAACAUGGGGCCUGAGAUGGCCUUCAACUGGAUCAUAGCCCACAUGGAAGAGCCUGAAGGCAACGGUAACAGAAACGCCGGAAGUAAUCCGCAGCAGGAUUUCGCAGAGCCCUUGGCCCUGCCCUCGUUCGGGGACCCUGGGACCGGGGGGUCGAGCCUGACCUCCGGGAUGGACAGCCAGCCCCCGGAGGAGAGCAUCGCCAUCCUGACCUCCAUGGGCUUCUCCCGGCGCCAGACGGUCCAGGCACUGGGGGCCACGAACAACAACCUGGAGAGAGCGCUGGACUGGAUCUUCACCCACCCCGAGAGCGAGGAGGAGAGCGAGCCUGUCUCGGGCGUCGCGGACGCGGAGGGCAACAGCGCCGCAGAAGCCUCCUCCGGCGCAGAGCCCGCGGGCCCGCGGGUCCGAGACGGGCCUGGACGCUACGAGCUCUUUGCCUUUAUCAGCCACAUGGGAACAUCCACGAUGUGCGGCCAUUAUGUUUGCCACAUUAAAAAGGAGGGCAGAUGGGUGAUCUACAAUGACCACAAAGUGAGUCUUUCCGAAAGGCCUCCUAAGGACUUGGGCUACAUCUACUUUUACCAGCGGCUGGCCAGCAGCUAGGCCUGAGCCCUGGCAGCCAGCCUCAGAGCCGUGGUGCUCCAGCCAGCGGAAAUCGAGACCUGUCCACGCUGGAGGAGCGGCCUGGACACCAGGGCGAGAGCUGUGGGUCGAAGUGGGGGAGCACUGGGAGAUGGCCGCCAUGUCGCGUUCAGGCCCAGUACAAGAGGGAAUCUUUUCUGUGUGUCCGUGAGAUGUUCGACGUGAAUUUCCGUGUGUUUGUCAAGGGUAGAUGUGAAAGAAGACGCGUGCAAUUUAGUUACCAAAAGCAGCUGUGCGAUGCCUUGUAUAUCAAAAGUUUUUUGGGCUUUUUUUUUCAUGAUUUUUUUGUUGUUGUUGGCAUAACAUUUUAAAAAGCCUUAAUUUUCUAGGAGACUUUUUAUUUUCCUGAAUGUUUCGGAACAGAACAUCCACAGAGUCCUUAGCUCUUGUGUUCUCAGACUGGCGCAAGUGAAAAACAGCCCGAUCUUGGAGGAAACAGUGUGUCCCAGACUUGCAGCACCUUUGCAGUUUAAAGACCUGUCCAGGGAGCCAAUGAGUUCUAAAACCCCUGGCUCUGCCCCCACCAGCAUCAGGAGCACGUUAGUGUAGAGCUGCAGAUGUGAGAGGGAAGGCAGUGUGUUAUUUAAGGAUCUGGCUUCAUUACCUGGGGGCCAUGGGUUCAAAUCCCAUUGGGGGUGUUGCCUUGGCAACUACAAGGGGGUCAAGCACUAAGCAGAUAUUGUUCUUUCACAGGUCGGUUCCUGAAACUGGGAGGACCUCUGUGGAGACGUGUGUAGGUGCCACAUCUGGUUGUGGUGGCUGGUUAAUGGAUAUGACUAAUGAAGAAGGUUGAUGAAGUUUUUGCGUUAUUAAUGUAAAUGAAUCAUUACAGAUGUAGAGAUCCAGUCUCCACCUGUUCCUGCCUUUUCAUGUAUUCUUAAAAAAAAAAAACCCAGAAUGAUGGGAUGAAGGAAAGGGCAUCGCAUCUGAGCGGAACCUCAAAGCAGCUUAAAAAGCUUCUCGGGAGAGAGAGGAUCGGGCUGUCGGGCUUCUAGGAAACAGGAGCUGUGGCCAUUUCGAGGUCUGUCCCUGUCCCCACGGCUCUGCCAGAGGGGAUGCUGCUUGUGGCUGUCUUUCACUUGAGCUGCUCUGUUAUGUGCCGCAGGUGUGCGUUUGACGGUGUUGAGUUAAUGAAUUCCUUCCCAGUGUAUGAAGUGACCUUAGCUCUUCCUCUGCGGUCUACCUGUCAGUCCGGACACACGAGUGUCCACAGUCGUCACUGUAGUUGCCUGCUGAGAACAGCUGCAGAAGGAUUCUUCAGAAGGCCUCAUUAGUGCCUGGGUUUCUUUUGUCAAAGAAACUAAAACCAUCUUGUCUUUGAUGCGGUAUAAUUUAAACAAAGUUUUAUUGUAAAGCACUUUAAUUAUAGAACAACCUAGAUUGCUUUGUACGAAGAAAACCUCCAGCAUUACCUUGACCCGUCUGUUCGUCAGUUUUGUUGUGGAAAGUAGGUGGCGUUUCAAUUAAUUGUGCCAAAACCGUAGGAGUUGGUGAUCUCAACCAAAAUGUUGGCAGUUGUGAUUUUGCCAGCUGAGGUAAAACACUGUGGUGCUUUCUGUUGCCCGGAGCAAUAACUUUUGGGACAGUCCGAGGGAAACCGCAGUUUGGGGAUCGUAGCUGUCUGGGAAAGUGAAAAUGACACGUUGUGAUCUGGUUAAAAAAAAAAACGUUGUUGAGAAGAAUCUACGGCUGACCACUGUAGUGGACAGAGUACGGUGCACUGUGUUUAAGUGUGCAAAUAUCCAGGCCCGCUCCUCCCUCAAGAGUCAUAUCUUUACACACUAAUCAAUGAUUCUGUGGGUUCUUUCCACCAUUUUACAGGUCCUUGACAUGACAUGACUGCGCAACCGUGAUCGUCUCUCACUAUUCAGUUCUUAGGUUGGAGAACUGGGGUUUUCUGUGUGAGGUACUGAACGAUAUCUGGUUAAUCUCCGUUUUGAGCACAAACGGAUCUCCAAAGGACCCCGAGCUCACGCAGACGGGUCUCCAAACAUAUCGGGGGCUGCCAGCCUCUAGGCUGUGCCUGGCGGCUUUGUGCUCAUGACAUACACCUCCCAGGUGUUUCAGAACACCGCUGGUUAGUGUGCACGCUGCACUCCAGAGUUAGACCCGUUCCUGGAGUGAGAACGGACAGCAUGCCUUCAGCACAGUGGCAGUGGGGUGUCUCUGGGGGAACCAGCUACCCUGAGAGUAACUAGAACAGCUCUUUACAGAAAUAUGGAGGUGUGGAGGGGAGCCAUCUAUACCCCCUCCCCUUAGCUGAAGAACAAGCACAGUCUGUCUCUUGUAAAUACUUAGAUUUUUUUUCCACAGAACUGUGUUUUUUUCCUCAAAAGUCUAGUCUCCCCACCAUUCCCACUACCAUAACCAACUGAAUAAACUGAAAUGGACUGGUUUAUUACAUUACAACUGUGCUCCUUAAAGUGCCCUAUAAAUGGUAAAGAAUGUACUUUUAUCACAUUUAAAAGUCUCAGUUCAGUUUUUUGAAGUCUGAAUGUGUUCCCUGUGGUGCUGAGCUGUUUUGAAGUUUCCCAAGAAAAUCGUAACACGACCCAUAGCUAAUCGGUCGCUCUCUUGUGAAAUUUCAAGGGUCGUCUUCCUCAUUUCACCAAAGUUAUUUGCAUCUCUGAAGGAUUCAAUUUAGCCAUAUCAAAAAUGUAUUUUAGUUAAUGUUAUGUAACGUUUGUAGUCAUAGGCGAUGCUGAAGUACAGAAAAAUAACUCCGCCUGCCUUGAAUGUGGUACUGCACUGAGAAUGUUUGCUGAGUAUAAGUGCAAUAUUUAAAGAACGCAUGUUGUUCUAGUGAACAGUAGUGCUGUAGGCACAGUGUAAAUGGUACCAGCUGCUUCUGUGUUCCAAGGGCAUAGUUUUCAACUGGUGUGUCUGUAGUAUGGAUGAAAUAAACCUCUGUUUUUGGUACACCAUGAACUCGGCCGUGACUUGUGCAGAGAUUUUCACUGCACUUUCGCCGUCCCUUUUGUUGCGUGUCAGCUGCUCCCUUGUGAUUCGUUUUUAAAAAUUUUUCCUGUAAAGUGAACAGCCAGUCUGUGCAUGUGACGAUAUGAUGUGUUUUUAGGGAGUUUUGUACUAAUCUCGCUGUCGACGCCAGAUCAAUAACGUCUGUGGCUGCCAGUUCUCCCUUUGUGAUGCAAAGUCUGUGCAGCCCAACUGGAAAUCUUCAAGGUUACUAUGCAAGUCCUGUCGUCUGUUUCAGUUCCCUCUAAGCUCUCUGUCCUCUGCCCACCUGUUCUGUGCCUUUUUGGUUCUUUGCUCCUCUGUUUCCCGGCUGUUGUGCUGUAUGCUGUAAGCUAUAAGCUCUAGUCUAUAGUCUUGUAGUCUGCCGCUGCUUGUGGUGCUGGCGAUGUUCUGGGGGAUACUGUAGGCCAGGAGUUUCCGGUCCUGGCCGUGGAGACACACACCUGCUGGGUUUGCUUUCACUCGGCCUCUCGGUUACAGCUGAACCCCUAACUGGCCCAAUAACGGGAUUAAUCUGAACUGUUUGGCUGUUUUUACCUCUUGAACAUCAGAGUUGCCUUUAAAAAUAAAAUCCCAAAGUGCCGAGUAGAGAAAAAACCUGCCAAUAUUCCAGUUAAGCAGCUUGAUAGCUCAGUUAAGGCCUGAGUUUAUCCAGAGGGGCUGGAGUGGAAACCCGAAGGUGUUGUGUAGGAUGACAAUGUCAUUCUGCCACCCUGACUGUCUCUCUGUGUGACCUGUAAGAGCUGGGAAACGUACAGUUUAUCUCUGCGUUACCACACGGUUUUAAUUGUUUAUGUAUUAUCUGCACACGCACUGAACAUUGACAUUUGGUCAUUACAAUUGUACAAUUUUAUUUUUUUUCAUAAAUUUGGUGAAGGAAAGUUUUCACCUGUUUUUAUUGGAUUAUUCUUUUCGCAAACAAGAUUGUGCCAGUCCUGUUUUGUCUACGCUGGGUUCUCCACAUGUAGUCCUUGUCAAAGACACCCUGCUUUCUUGUCGGUGUGGUUUAAUUUCAGUGGCAGGAGUGUCUUGCUCUUGCAGAGUGAGCUCUCUGGUCAAAUCGACUGUGGAGAGGCUGGCUGGCUGUAGUCCUGCUCUCUGCUUCACCAGCGAUGAUCGAAGAAACACUGGGCGGAGAACUAACUACUAACUACACUGGUACUGCUCACUCUUAACAUUAGGAUGGUUCAAUAAAUUCAAAACUUGUUGAA
Messenger RNA from Lepisosteus oculatus (spotted gar), 6914 nucleotides. It is a transcript of the gene usp13, whose product is annotated as ubiquitin specific peptidase 13. Gene Ontology annotation, biological process: protein deubiquitination. The record is from RefSeq and is a predicted model, not a curated record. Lineage: Eukaryota; Metazoa; Chordata; Actinopteri; Semionotiformes; Lepisosteidae. Gene Ontology annotation, molecular function: protein binding; cysteine-type deubiquitinase activity; zinc ion binding.